Messenger RNA from Gekko japonicus, 759 nucleotides. RefSeq names its product outer dense fiber of sperm tails 3B (gene CIMAP1B). The transcript is spliced from 6 exons. Bases 1 to 759 code for a protein of 252 amino acids. Lineage: Eukaryota; Metazoa; Chordata; Lepidosauria; Squamata; Gekkonidae. Gene Ontology annotation, cellular component: cytoskeleton. The record is from RefSeq and is a predicted model, not a curated record.
AUGUCCACAGAUAUAUGGGUGGGGAACUGGCGCCCCCACAGGCCCAGAGGACCCAUCGCUGCCCUGUACAGCAGCCCGGGCCCCAAAUAUGGGCUGCCGACGAAUGUAGGUUUCCAGCUGCACGACCCGUCCCGCUUCCGGGCUCCGGCCUACAGCUUUGGCACCCGGCGGUUCCAGGAGCUAGAGAGCUGCUCUCCCGGGCCGGGCUACCUGGUCCCGCCCAACAUGACCAUGAGGGGCAGGGAUGGUAUUCCCGCGUACUCCAUCUACGGACGCCCCCGAGACAUCAACCCCUUCAAGACGCCAGGGCCAGGUCGCUACUGCCCAGAGAAAGCCGGGAGAUUGGCCUACCCUUCCGCUCCCAUCUACUCGCUAGCUUCGCGGACGAAGGAGUUUGAGAACGACCAGACGCCAGGGCCAGCGGCAUAUGGGCUCCCCCCCAUGAUGGGGCCGAAGGUAGUCAACAAGAGCACCGCCCCCAACUACUCCAUUUAUGGUCGCAGUAUGAUCGGCAGCUUCUACGAGGAUCUCAGCAAGACGCCCGGGCCCUGCAACUACCGCCUGGUGGAUCCCAGCAUCUACAAGAACCGCCCGCCGCAUUACAGCAUGCUGGCCCGCAAUAUGCCUCCGGGGGACAAUACUACGAAACCAGGUCCAGGAGCGUACAGCCCGGAGAAGUACGCCCAGCAGCGUGGCCUGACCUUCGGGAUCCGCCAUUCGGACUACGUGGCUCCUCUCAUCGUGGACGUGGCAGAGUGA